Molecule: messenger RNA, 2389 nt
Organism: Vigna angularis (adzuki bean)
Lineage: Eukaryota; Viridiplantae; Streptophyta; Magnoliopsida; Fabales; Fabaceae
Product: F-box protein SKIP14
Exons: 3
Coding region: 599-2005 (468 amino acids)
Cellular component (GO): cytoplasm
Molecular function (GO): protein binding
Source: RefSeq, a predicted model, not a curated record
UGUAAGAUUUCUAUUUUCCCCAAUUUAGGGUUUCUCUCUCAUUCCUCUCUUCAAUUUCUUCUUUCUUCUAUCUUCUCUCGGACGCCACUUUGCGAAUUCCUUUCUUCCUAUCCUUUUUUCUACGAUUAUAUUAACUCAAUCUUCCCUUCCCCUUGCAAUCCUCAGGCCUAUCUGUUGACGAGACAAAAAAAUUAAAAAAAUUAAAAAAAAAGAAAGAGAGAGUAGGGAUUUCCUUUUGUAUUUUUUGUUCUGUGGAUAAAUUCGAUUCUGUUAUUCGUUCUCUCAUCAUAUUCUAGCUGUUGGUUUUUUAGAGAGAUUAAUGUCAAUUGCUUUAUUAUGCAAGAAACUCUGUGAAGUUUUUGGUGCUUUGUUUUAGUUUGCCAUCCGAAAUCGAGGGUUUUCUUGUUAGAUCUCAGCCAGGGCCACAGUUUUUUUUAUUUUUUUUUUGUGGUUUUCAUAUUUUUUUUUCUUUUUCUUCUUGUUCUGGUGUCCUUCCUUUUCUGGGAAGGAGAAGAAAAAGAAAGGACCUCGAGAAAAAAAUUAGGGUUUGGUUAUUGGUUUAGGGUUGUGUACAUACAUAGGUAGAUAGAUACAUGCGAUGGCGUUGAAUUUCUCGCAUCGACCGAUUUUUUCUGAGGAUAAUUUGGUGUCGUCGAUGAGGAUGGGGAUUCCGGAGAAGAGCGGUGUUGAUAAUUGCUAUGAUUACGGAAGAGAUAGGUGUGAUAGGGGUGGUGGUGGUGCGACUCACGAUGACAUUGUCGAUCUUUUGCCUUCGGAUCCCUUCGGCAUGGACAUCAGCACCACCUUCACGGCCAUCACCGGGUGGCUUGAGGAUUUGGAGGUUGAUUAUGGUGGUUAUAGAAGGGAUGAGCUUGGGGCGAGUGAUGACAAUUACCAGCUUUUUGCUGGGUUGAAUUUCAUUUGGAACAAUGCUAUGAGGUUCCAUGCGUGUGUUGAGGAGAAGAUGGGGUUUGGCGAGUGUAGUUCUCUGAGUGACGAUGGAGCUGCUGCUGCAUCGAGCAAUUUUGGGGUUGGAUCUGCUUCUGAUGCUGAUUUAUCGGGUUUGCCUGCUACUAGCGGGUCGGGUGAUGUUUUUAGACGGGGUGAUGACGACCUUGAAGGAGGAGGUGGGGGUGAUGAAUCUGGUCCUCACCCUGCCUUGAGUUAUUCUCUUGGUUAUCUGGGAUUGUCUGAUCUUCUUGUUGUCGAAAGAGUUUGUAAGUUUCUGCAUUCCACGGUUCAUGAUGAUCCGCUUUUGUGGAGGAGUAUCCACGUCGAUCAGCCUUUGAAUGAGAGGAUAACUGACGAUGUUCUUUUCCGAUUGGCUAACAGGGCUCAAGGUAAUCUUCAGUGCUUGAGCCUUGUUGAAUGUACCAGGAUAACUGAUGAUGGUUUGAGGCGGGUUCUUGAAAGCAAUCCCAAAUUAACCAAGUUGAGUGUCCCUGGAUGUACAAGACUCAGUAUUGAGGGUAUUGUGGGUAUGCUAAAAGCCUACAACUCUGUGGGUCCCCAAGGGGUGAAGCAUUUAUACAUAGGAGGUCUUUAUGGUGUUACACUAAAGCAUUUUGAGGAGUUGAGGUUCUUGUUGGGUGCUGAUAGCUGGCAGCAGAUGCGGCAGUCUCAUAAACCUCACUUCUAUCGCAGGGGAAAUUUGUAUCUGUCCUUUAAUGAUGAUCGAGCCAUGGAUAUUGAAGUUUGUCCACGAUGCCAGAAUUUGAGGCUUGUAUAUGAUUGUCCGGCAGAGAGUUGUCAAGGGACGGGACACACCACUCAGAUGUGCAGGGCAUGCACUCUAUGCAUACCCCGGUGUAGUCAGUGUGGCCACUGUAUCAAUGACAGUGAAUAUGAGGAAACAUUUUGUUUGGAAUUGCUUUGCUCUUCUUGUUCUAAGCAGCUAGUCAAAUGUUCAGAUGGAAAGGCUGGACCAGCUAAGUCAGUUAUUAUUCAUGAACAAAGCUACCGGAGUGCAACCUGCAGGAAUGAACUUGAUUGCCAUGAUUAUUGAACACGUAUUGCACACUAUGGAUUAUCAGUUAUAUUGUGAUUAAGAGGUUAUGAGGGCUGCAGUUGGGUGUUGUGCUUUGCAACGUUGCAUUCGGAUAACAGUUGUGAUUGGCUCGGAUGCAUAACCGGUGGGAACACUCUGAUCUUUAGACUUUGGUUAUUUUUUCAUUUGCUGUAUUGAAUAAUUGACUAUUGCUAUGUUGUGGUGUUCGUACCCUGUUUUAUUUUCUUUUCUUCCAUCCUUGGAGGAGAAAAAUAAGGAAAGUGGUAUUAUGAUGUCAUUAAAUCCACGCUUAUGUCACUUUCAGCAUUAGCUUGUAUCAAAUGAAAUGCAUUUAUGGUGGACUUGGACUUGAAAAUGAAUGCUAUUUAUUAUGUACUUAAG